This is a messenger RNA of Hypomesus transpacificus, 986 nucleotides long. It is a transcript of the gene ufsp1, whose product is annotated as UFM1-specific peptidase 1 (non-functional). The coding region runs from base 125 to 910 and encodes 261 amino acids. The record is from RefSeq and is a predicted model, not a curated record. Lineage: Eukaryota; Metazoa; Chordata; Actinopteri; Osmeriformes; Osmeridae. The transcript has a single exon.
ACGUAUUUUGUAUCAGUACCGCAUGCGUUUGCGUCGCUCUUAACAGUAGUCUUAUCAGCCUAGUUUUAGGCAGAAUAAACACUCACAAUGUGACUUUCAAUGCUAACCAAAUACAUUUACAGACAUGGGUGACAACAAGGUAAAGAUGGAUUCGAAACUAGGAAUAUCCGAUCAAGACAUAGAUUGGGGAGAGAGGACGGUUGGAGCGAACCGACAUAUUGUUAAAAGCCAAGCUUACUGGACAGAGACGCUGCUGAAGAAUGCUCAAUCUGGACUUCCAAGGCCAGUGUCAGACAGUGACACUGUAAAAUUCUCUCAGAUAUCAGGGGAGUGCCAUUAUUACCACUACGGCUGUGACGGGCAGGAUGACCAGGGCUGGGGCUGCGGCUACCGCACUGUUCAGAGUAUCUCCUCAUGGCUGUGUCUGAGCUGGUCCCCACCCAAGGACCAAAGCUGCAGACCCCCACCCAGUCUUCCUGAGAUCCAACAAGCCCUGGUGGACAUGGGAGACAAGCCCAGGUUGUUCUCCAGCUCCAGGGGAUGGAUAGGGACGUUCGAGGCGGCUCUGGUGCUGGACUACUUCUACGACGUGCCCUGCAGGGUGGUUCACGUCCGGGGUGGGGGGGCUGAGCUCGAGGGGAAGGCGGUGGAGGAGCUCCACCAGCAUUUCCAGACACACGGGUCCCCAGUCAUGAUGGGAGGGGACAGGGACAACUCCUCUAAGGGGAUACUGGGGGUGUGUACGGGAGGCCAGGGGAGCUACCUGCUGGUGAUGGACCCCCACUACCAUGGCUCUCCUUUAGGGAGGACUGAGGUGCAAGGCCGGGGGUGGGUUUCAUGGAAGAAAGUGUCGACUCUGGAUCACAGUUCCUUCUAUAACCUCUGUCUGCCUCAGACUUUCAGGAAAUGACAUGGCGAAAGUUCUGGAAUAGUCUGUAGGCAGGAACUGGGUUGUUUUUGGGAAUGUAAAUAAAGUGUUGACGUAA